GGACAGGAAUUAAGGAAAUCCUGAAGAAUCCUUGAGGAAACAUCUGAACAAGCAUCGUGUCAGACGAGUGGUGAUAAAGAGUCAAGCGUUGAGCAGGGAGUUAGAGUAAGCUGGGUGUGUCUUGGACCAAGUAUCUUCACAUCAACACCUGUCAGUAUGUCAUUCCGACUGGUCCGACAGAGCAAGUUCCGUCACGUAUACGGCACUUGUUUAAAGAGGGAACAAUGCUUCGAUAAUAUACGAGUCAGCAAGUCUUCGUGGGACUCUACAUUCUGUGCUGUUAAUCCCAAAUUCUGUGCUAUUAUAGUUGAAUCGGGUGGAGGUGGAGCUUUUAUUGUUCUACCUCUCACUAAAGUUAACAAGACAUAUUUAUCGAAGAAAGCGUCGACGGCUGGACGUAUUCCACCCGACCAUCCGUUGGUGGGAGGUCACAAAGGGCCGGUACUGGACAUUGCUUGGGAUCCCUUCAACGAUAAUGUUAUUGCCUCGGGCUCUGAAGACUGUGUAGUGAAAGUGUGGCAAAUUCCCGACUAUGGUUUGGUGACGACAAUGACAGAACCAGUGGUUGAUUUGAUGUACCAUCAACGACGAGUUGGGAUGGUUGUGUGGCAUCCCACAGCCAAUAACAUACUCCUCUCUGCUGGUUCUGACAAUAUUGUUGUUAUUUGGAACAUUGGGUGUGGGGAUCCCCUCACUACCAUUGAUGUUCACCCAGAUAUCAUUUAUUCUUGCUGCUUCAACUGGGAUGGCUCUCUUCUCUUAACCACGUGCAAAGAUAAGAAAAUUAGGAUAAUCAAUCCACGUGACGGUGAAGUAUUUGAGGAAGCAACAUCACAUGAAGGUAGUAAAGCCACACGAGCCAUCUUCCUCCGUAAUGGACUGGUGUUCACAACAGGGUUCAGCAAGAGGUCAGAGCGCCAGUAUUCUUUACGUGCCCCUGGCCACCUGGACGACCCCAUCACCAUGGUGGAGCUGGAUUCCUCUAAUGGUGUUAUGUUCCCUAUGUAUGAUCCUGAUACCAACCUUGUCUAUCUCUGUGGAAAAGGUGACAGUGUCAUUCGGUACUUUGAAAUCACGCCGGAGGUGCCGUUUGUACACUACAUCAACACCUUCCAGUUACCAGACCCACAACGAGGAAUUGGCAUGAUGCCCAAGCGUGGUGUGGAUGUAACUACAUGUGAAAUCACUCGCUUUUACAGACUCAACAACAGUGGCUUCUGUCAAAUAAUUACUAUGACAGUACCUAGAAAGUCCGAGUUGUUCCAAGAGGACCUGUACCCUGAUACGUCGGGUGAUAUUCCUGCCGUGAGUGCGGAGGAAUGGUGGGAGGGCCAGAAUAAGGAACCACUCCUUAUGUCACUCAAAGAUGGGUACCAGGCCACACAGAAAACUGAGCUGAAGGUGACCAAGAAAAAGACCAAUAUAUUGGACAAAAUGCCACCCACAGGCAAAGUCAAAUCAGAGGAAGAUGGCAAAGCAACAGCUAUCUCCUCUGAAGCUCUUGAAAAAGUUAAUGAGGUCUCAAAAGUGAAUGAUGAUCUAAGGAAAAGAAUAGACGAGCUGCAGACCGAGAUGAAGAAAUUCAAGGCAGUAUUCUUGAAGCAGGAAAACCGCAUCCGAGUCCUUGAGAAUAAACUAGGAGAGCUAACAGGAACUGCUGGUGCCCCGCCUCCGCCGCAGGAGAUGGUGCCUGUCACAUCUUGUUACAAAAUUCACUGUGUGAGGAAGCAACCCGUGCAAGGUCAUGUGGUGCAUGCCCCAAGCACUCUUUCUGCCAACACGGUCAACAACAAUUGUGACAUGGCCCCAGAUGAGGUGUAAAUGCAAGAGACUGCCAGAUCUGAGUCCCUCUGAUACAAGACGCUGGUGAUUAAGUGAGCUAUGGAGUUUGCACUCACCAUGCAAAGUCCCAGCAUCACACGGCCAAUCACGUGCAGAUGCGGUCGAAAUGACUCUGGGAUACUCACAGCUCUCGCAAUGAAUCUUCUCGCCAUUGUGUAGGAUCGUAAUCGUGUUAAAUAUUGUCUAAAUAUGUAGCCAGUUUCCAAGUAUACUUGAGAAAGGUUGUACACAGAGUAGAGAGAGAAAGUGUGUGACUGGUGCAUCAAUUGGUUAGUCAUGUGAGCCAAGUGAGUGUGAAGACUUUGUACAUAAUGUUUGUGUUGAGGACUAUCUUUGAGUCCAUUGCUCAGUAGUAACCAACCAGCUCUCCAGCCAUAGCCACAUCCUUUAACUUGUUCUUGGUUGUUCUCAACCAUAGUCUUUUGUCUCCUAACCUACUACUACUGGUUGUACAUAUGUUGUGAACCCGUACACGAUGUUUGUGUCAUGUUUCCCAUGUAAUAACCUAACUGGAUUGUCACUUGUCUUUUUUCACUACUAAUUUUUCAAAAUGUUGAAUGUGAUUGUUGUAGCUGAAUGCAAACUAUUUAAUAUUUAGUCAUAAACAAAAUAAUAAUAUCUAGGAGGGCAAAUGUCAACUGUACAAAGUGUCUGUUCAAAGUUGUACAAUUUUAAUAUUAAACAUUUUCUUACAGAAGUAAGUAGAUAAAAGAAAGCAAAAUUUUAAGUGGUUACUGGAAAUGGAUUCCAAUUUCGAUAGCUAUAAAGACAAGAUUCAACGGCUCGGCUGAAAUUGCUGGCCAAUUUUUUACUUUUAUCAUUACUUACCUCUUUUUUUUUUAUUUGGGUGAGUGCAGUUGGUAUGCAGAGUGCCCGCUUAUUAACAGCCACUAGUGAGGUUGACUGUAGCUUUACUUCUGUAACCAAUAGGUUGAUCAUGUCCAUCAGGUUAUGGUUACAGUGCACCCCCAUUGUAACCAGUAGGUUGAUCAUGUCCAUCAGGUUAUGGUUACAGUGCACCCCCAUUGUAACCAGUAGGUUGAUCAUGUCCAUCAGGUUAUGGUUACAGUGCACCCCCAUUGUAACUUGCUCUGGUCCAAGUGCUGAACUCUCACGGACAAUGUACAGCUCAGAAAGGUCGACUCGAAGCCCAGAUAGCCUAUACAGUACUGACCAAUCAGGGUUCAGACUUGGAUCUCGUGUAUCUUGGCGUUGUGGUUUGGACUUGCAACCUCAUCGUCCUCAUCUUUCCUGUACUUCUGGGUAUCUACCUUUGCCCGGUAUUCAUCUGAUGAUUUAAACUAUUUAUUAAUAAAUGAUGUGUUAGACUAAUGUUUCCCAAGUAUGGAGGGAAUAUUGUGGAACACAAAGGCAGUAAUGUGGUGGAUUCUCAGGUGGCCACAGAUAUUGGAAAAAAAAUUCUCGUUCGCUAAUGGUAAGUUUGUUAUUUAAGAGUCAUUUUCAAGGACAAUUAGCCUUGUAUAGUACAUUUAUUGAAAGUUGUAUUAAUCUGUUUGGUUGUAAUCACUUGUGUAUCUCCGUCUUUGGCCACCAUCCUGUCUUGAUGUUCCUGUGGAGGUGCUCAAAAUUAGCACUCUGGUAUUGUGUGUUUACAGCUUAUUUAGUUGUCUUGCAGAUGGUAACCAAUUUUUGUCGGGUUCUGUAAGUCAAUUAUUGCUUAUGCCUCUAAGCAGGGAUAUUAAUGUAAGUUAUUUGUUGUAUAGAGAAUUAAUUACAAAUAUUAAACCUUAUGUAAAUGAAAUAUAAAGUAAUAAUUCAGCAGCAAAGAAGGACUCAUUUAAUUCCUUCUGACAAAAAUGAUCCAUUUUAUGCAACCUUAGUUAAGCUGUAGAUACGAGAAUCCUUGUUUUGAAGCCAAAGCCUUUGUGAAGUAGCUGUGGGCUACAUUCAAUUUCUUUUACAAAGUUUUUUUUUGUAUCAUCCAAAAAAGAAAUAUGCAGUUAUGUUUUACUCUAACUUAACCAUAAAAUAAAGACGAGUUACUAUCCAUCUGCAUUUUUCCUCGGAUGAUAAUAUGCUUAGCGAUAUUUACUUUGUAUUGUUGUGUUCAGUAGUAAGGAGCGGGGUAGUAAAGAACUCGAGAAACUGGAAGCCUCAUGUUUUGAAAUGUACUCAAUAAAGUUGCAAGUGGACUUAAUUCUAUUCAAGUGAAGAGAGAAUUACGUCCAGGUGAGAACAAAAAAUUGCUAAAUGUGUAAUUUCAAUUGGUCUGGAUGUCAUAAGAUCUUGGACAUGUGUAAACUCACUUCCUGUAUGUCACUUGAGCCUCAUAAUGAAGUAUUUUGUUAUGCGAGAUUCAUACAGUGUUUGUUCAGCAUUUAAGAUAAGUGGUGCUAUGCUAUAAUUGUUGUCAACCAUAGUUCUGUAUGUAUACAUAGAAUUGUCUGAUGAUGAUGAUCAGGCCAUAUGCUCUUCAGUGUCAUACACCAUAGUUUUAUAUGUAUACAUCUGAUUCCUGUGUACAUUAUGUCUACAAUAUAAUUAUUGUAAGUGUUUUGUAUGUAUGCAUAUAAACAUAAUUCGGCCCCCAAGUAUUUGUGCCUUAAAUGCAGGGCAUGUUUUAGUGCUCUGCAGUACCCCACCCCUUACCAUUUGCUGCAUAACACAGUUAAGGACUUAUAUGUGCCAUUACAAUAUAUCAACUUGAGAAAUGUUGUUCAACACAAGCCUGGAUCACACUGGAACUUUCAGCUACACUGGCUUGACAGCAUGUAUUGUAAAGUAAAUAAUAAUGUGGACUUAAUCUUUGUUUUUAUAACUUUUUGUGGAUGAGGUCAAUUAAGUAUGAUGCACAAUAAACCCUGGCCUGUAAUUAUUCCCAGAUAGGCAUAUAAUUAUGCAGGGUAUAAUUGAAAUUGGAAUGUUACUUUCUUUAAUUAAGCAUUGUAAUGGUAUAAUUUCUAAAUCUAUUCGUGUCGCCCCAUAUUCUUCUCGGGCUGUACCUGGACGUCACUGUACCCCCUCUCCAUGUUACCACAAAUACAGUACCCUAAUAUCACAGUGACACCUGAUAAAAUUGCAAUCUUGUUUAUUUUAGAAGUACAGAGUCUACAGGCUAUCAUGAGGUGAUGCAUCAGGGUUCUAUUGUGCCUCUAUACAGCUUUCUUCGCAAGGUGUUUAGUCAAAUCUCACUCUAUUAAAUAAAUUUCUUCUCAAAAUGGAUAAUAAACCACACACACAUCUAGGUGAGUACACAGCCUAUGGUUUAUAGUGAAGAAAGGACUUCCAGUCAACCAAGGCUGUCUGUUUACCAUUUAAUGUUGUGUCGGUGUCAAGAAUUUGUUAAAUUUGUCUCAAUUUACUGAUUUUUUCUAAAUUUGUGAUUGUCGGUCGUCUACAUAAUUGUCCAGGGAAAGUUGGCCAUGUUGCGCAUCUUCAAAAUUGUUAUCAGAUGACCGCAUUUGCUGUACUUAAUGCACAAAUUUUUGUAAUUGUAUCGAGUAAAUAGAGUUUUUUUAGAAAUAA
Messenger RNA from Procambarus clarkii (red swamp crayfish), 5328 nucleotides. Lineage: Eukaryota; Metazoa; Arthropoda; Malacostraca; Decapoda; Cambaridae. The record is from RefSeq and is a predicted model, not a curated record.